Messenger RNA from Ictalurus punctatus (channel catfish), 2829 nucleotides. Its product is annotated as extracellular calcium-sensing receptor-like. Lineage: Eukaryota; Metazoa; Chordata; Actinopteri; Siluriformes; Ictaluridae. Gene Ontology annotation, molecular function: G protein-coupled receptor activity. Bases 1 to 2829 code for a protein of 942 amino acids. The record is from RefSeq and is a predicted model, not a curated record. Gene Ontology annotation, biological process: G protein-coupled receptor signaling pathway. Gene Ontology annotation, cellular component: membrane. The transcript has 8 exons.
AUGCAGCAGCAGCCCUUAAGGGGACUGACUACACGCAUUGUGUAUGCUUCACAAUUAGGCAGCUCCACUCUUGGCUCACUCUCUUCUCAGCUGAAGGGAGUCGAGUUUCAGAGCCUCAGGGCUCUGGGCUGGCUGGCUCACGUCCUGGGGAUCCGCUUGGUUGUGGUGGAGAGGCACCUAUGGCUCAACGUCUCAGGUAUGGGGGAUAACGAUAAAGCCUUACUGCUGGACACCUCUGUUGAACCUUCCGGCCUGUUUGGGGGCGUGGUUAACAGCAUUGUCGACAGGUUUCGAUUCGCCAACAACUCCCCCCUGCAGUCUCUCUCUGACACUCAGGUGAAGAAGGAGCUAAAGAAGAUCCAGGCAAGAAAGGCCCCGGGCCUGGAUGGAAUCAGCCCCAGACUGCUUAAAGACUGUGCAGAUCAGCUCAUAUCAGAGGAGAACGAUCAGGAAUUCCGGGAGGUCAUCGCUGACUUUGUCAACUGGUGUGAAUUAAACCACCAUUGCCUCAAUGCCAGCAAGACAAAGGAGAUGGUAGUCAAGCUCUGUAGGAGGCCAACCCGGUCUACGCCGGUGAGCAUACAGGGUAUUGACUUCGAGAGGGUGGAGACAUAUAAAUUCCUGGGUGUUCACCUCAACAAUAAACUGGACUGGUCCACAAACACAGAUGUCCUGUACAAAAAGGGCCAAAGUCAUCUCCACCUGCUGAGGAGACUGAGUCUUGAUUUCAGAGCCUUUCAGUAUUCACAAUCCUUAAUCUUUGCAAUAGAAGAGAUCAACAACAGUUCCUCUUUACUUCCUGGGAUAUCAUUGGGUUACAAGAUCUAUGACACUUGCAGUUCAGCUUCAUUGGGGGUUAAAGUAGCCAUGGCACUUGUUAAUGGAAAUGAGAACUCAGUCUUGGAUGAACACUGCACAAAGCCAGCCCAGGUGCAAGCCAUAAUUGGCGAGACAUAUUCUUCAGUGUCCAUGGCUAUUGCAAAGAGUAUAGGACCUUUCAGCAUUCCCUUAAUCAGUCAUUACUCUACCUGCGAGUGUCUCAGUGACAAAAGGAAAUAUCCCUCAUUUCUACGCACUAUUCCCAGCGAUUAUCACCAGACUAGAGCUUUGGCCGAGAUGGUGAAGCACUUUGGAUGGACCUGGGUGGGAGCAAUAAGAAGAGAUGAUGAUUAUGGUAACAGCGGGAUGGCUGCAUUUACUGAAGCUGCAAAGCAGUUAGGCAUCUGCUUAGAAUAUUCCCUUCCAUAUUUUAGAACUUACUCAGAUGAAAAAGUGCUGAAUAUCAUUGCGCAAAUCAAAAGCUCAACUUCUCGAGUGAUAGUUGCAUUUCUUGCUCACUGGGACUUGGAAAUCUUACUCCAUGUGUUUUUUGAACACAACAUCACUGGAUACCAGUGGGUGGGAACUGAGGGCUGGAUCUCUGAUUCAGAACUAGCUGCAAAAGAUAAACACCAUAUACUGCAAGGAGCCAUAGGAUUAGCUAUCCCGAAAACAACAGUGACUGGUCUAAAGGACUUCAUUCUAGAUAUCAAACCACUAAAAUCUGUUGGCAGUGAGAUUUUUACUAAAUUCUGGGAAGAAUUGUUCAAGUGUAAAUAUGCAAUGCAAAAUGAUUCAGUAGACUCUCCGUUGUGUACGGGUGAUGAGAAACUCUCUGAGAUGGAAAACACCUUCACUGACAUGUCCCUGAUGCCUAUUUUCAGUAAUGUGUAUAAAGCAGUAUAUGCCAUUGCCCAUACACUACAUGAACUUCUUGGCUGCAAACAAACAUGUACUACAAAGAAGCAGCCUGAUCCUUUCACAGUGCCAAUAUCAGUGUGCAGUGGGAGCUGUCCUCCUGGCACAAGGAAAGCUGUGCAGAAAGGAAAACCUAUCUGCUGUUUUGACUGCAUACCAUGUGCUGAAGGAGAGAUCAGUAAUAUCACAGAUUCCAUUGAAUGUCAAGAAUGCUAUCAAGAUUACUGGUCAAAUCCUAGGAGAGAUGAAUGUGUGAAGAAGGAAAUUGAAUAUCUGUCAUAUAAGGAAACUAUGGGAAUUUUGCUAACAGCUGUUUCUAUUACUGGUGUAUUUAUGACAAUGGUAAUAGCAAUCAUAUUCUUUAGACAUAAAAAUACCCCAAUUGUCAAAGCCAACAACUCUGAGCUGAGCUUCCUGCUGCUCUUUUCUCUGACUCUGUGUUUCCUCUGUUCACUUACUUUCAUUGGUCAGCCCUCUGAGUGGUCCUGUAUGCUGCGGCACACAGCGUUUGGGAUCACCUUCGUCAUCUGCAUCUCCUGUGUACUGGGGAAAACUUUAGUGGUGUUAAUGGCUUUCAGGGCUACACUUCCAGGCAGUAAUGUCAUGAAAUGGUUUGGGCCUCCACAGCAGAGACUCAGUGUACUUUUUUUCACUCUCAUACAGGUCCUUAUAUGUGUGCUUUGGUUGACAAUAUCCCCCCCUUUCCCCUUUAGAAACCUAAAGAACUACAAGGAAAAAAUAAUCCUAGAAUGUCAUUUGGGCUCAAACGUGGGUUUCUGGGCUGUGCUGGGUUAUAUAGGUUUUUUGGCUCUGUUAUGUUUUCUUUUGGCUUUUCUGGCUCGGAAGUUGCCUGAUAACUUUAACGAAGCCAAAUUUAUCACAUUUAGUAUGCUGAUCUUCUGUGCAGUCUGGCUCACAUUUAUUCCGGCUUAUGUCAGCUCCCCUGGAAAAUUCACUGUAGCUGUAGAGAUAUUUGCCAUUUUAGCAUCAAGCUUUGGCUUAUUAUUCUGCAUAUUUCUUCCAAAGUGUUACAUAAUAAUACUAAAACCUGAGAAGAAUACUAAAAAGCAACUCAUGGGCAAAGUUAUGUGA